AUGAUGUUCCUUGAUGGCUGCUUCAUCCUUCAGUACAUUUAUGGCAUUGUAAAUGCAAUUCCUGAGGUUUUGGAUAUAAUUCACCAUGCUCCUUUGGUGCUGCGAGGCUUGUUCUUGUUGGAGAAUCAACUCCCUUUCAUAGUGCUCCAAGUGCUAAUGCGCUUGAAAUCUGAAAAAUACAAGGGUGAAAAAAUGAUCAUGGCUUUCAUCAAGCGCAUUAGGGGCGAGCCUGGUGAAAUAGGCAAUAUAUUGAUUCAACAACUUCUUCCAUCGGGUGUCACAUUACUGACCGGUGAUUGGUACACUCAUCGGUCAGCCAGGGACUUCACGUCAGUUGGGAUCCAGUUCAAGCCAAGCAAGACAUCCCAAUUGACAGACAUAGAUUUCAUGUCUACAUGCACUUCUGGGACUCUCCAACUUCCUCCAAUUAUUGUUGAUGACAUAACAAAGUCUAUUCUGUUGAACUUGGCGGCCUAUGAGGCCUGCCCAGAUAGUGUAACUGAUGUUGGUGUGACCUCUUACAUAUGUUUCAUGGAUUCUCUUAUUGAUCAGGAUGAAGAUGUGAAGGUGUUGAGGGCUAAGGGUAUAUUGAUCAACUUUCUUGGUAGUGACGGACAUGUGGCUGAUCUUUUCAAUGAGAUAGCCACUGAUUUGGUUCCAAGCCCUCAUGCUUAUGUUGAAGUUAAAAAGAAAAUUGAAAAGCAUCAUAGAAACCGCAUGAAGAUUUGGAUAGCAGAUUGGCUUCAUACAUAUUUUAGGAACCCUUGGACUUUCAUUGCUGUCACUGCUACAAUUUUGGCCAUUACAUUAAGUGUCUUUCAGACUAUCCUUGCUGCAAUUCAGACUUACCUCACUGCCCAUCCACCAAAAGGUUGA
Camellia sinensis is the source of this 876-nucleotide messenger RNA. The record is from RefSeq and is a predicted model, not a curated record. Lineage: Eukaryota; Viridiplantae; Streptophyta; Magnoliopsida; Ericales; Theaceae.